Molecule: messenger RNA, 6084 nt
Organism: Peromyscus californicus insignis
Lineage: Eukaryota; Metazoa; Chordata; Mammalia; Rodentia; Cricetidae
Gene: Grhl1
Product: grainyhead like transcription factor 1
Exons: 16
Coding region: 203-2062 (619 amino acids)
Biological process (GO): regulation of transcription by RNA polymerase II
Cellular component (GO): nucleus
Molecular function (GO): DNA-binding transcription activator activity, RNA polymerase II-specific; RNA polymerase II cis-regulatory region sequence-specific DNA binding
Source: RefSeq, a predicted model, not a curated record
GCCCAGUGCGCGCUGCCCGCGCCGAGCCGGCUCAGAGCGAGAAAAGCGAACCCAACCCGUCGGGGCCGCCGCUCCGGACCCACCGCCUGCCGCCGCGCGCCGCCCGCCGCCGCCUCCUCCCCCCCGGAUCGGGUGUACUGUCCCAACCCGAAAGUCCAGUUCUGCGGCCCGGCUGCGGCGAGCGAGCGAGCGAGCGAGCGCGAUGACACAGGAGUACGACAACAAAAGGCCGGUGCUGGUUCUUCAGAAUGAAGCCCUUUAUCCACAGCGGCGCUCCUAUACCAGCGAGGAUGAGGCCUGGAAGUCUUUCCUGGAAAACCCCCUCACCGCAGCCACCAAAGCGAUGAUGAGCAUCAAUGGGGACGAAGACAGUGCGGCUGCCCUGGGCCUGCUCUAUGACUACUACAAGGUUCCCAGAGAGCGCCGGGCAUCCGCAGCCAAGCCAGAGGGGGAGCACCAGGAUCCAGAGCACAGCAAACGAACCAGCAUGCCAAAUGUGACGGAGCAGCCCCUCAUUUCUGCUGGCGAAAACAGGGUGCAAGUGCUGAAGAACAUGCCCUUCAACAUUGUCCUCCCCCACGGCAACCAGCUGGGCGCUGAUAAGAGAGGCCACCUGACAGCUCCUGAUACAACAGUCACUGUCUCCAUAGCAACCAUGCCUACCCACUCCAUCAAGACCGAAAUCCAGCCGCACGGCUUUGCUGUGGGCAUCCCCCCAUCGGUGUACCACCCUGAGCCCGCCGCCGAGCGCGUGGUGGUGUUCGACCGGAGCCUCAGCACUGACCAGUUCAGCUCGGGCACUCAGCCUCCCAACGCUCAGCGGAGGACUCCAGACUCCACCUUCUCAGAGACCUUCAAGGAGGGCGUUCAGGAGGUUUUCUUCCCCUCGGACCUCAGUCUUCGGAUGCCGGGCAUGAAUUCAGAGGACUAUGUGUUUGACAGUGUUUCUGGGAACAACUUUGAGUAUACCCUAGAAGCCUCCAAGUCACUUCGGCAGAAGCAAGGGGACAGCACUAUGACUUACCUGAACAAAGGCCAGUUCUAUCCAGUCACCUUAAAGGAAGUGAGCAGCAAUGAAGGGGUCCACCACCCGAUCAGCAAAGUUCGAAGCGUGAUCAUGGUGGUUUUUGCCGAGGACAAAAACAGGGAAGAGCAGCUGAGGCACUGGAAGUACUGGCACUCCCGGCAGCACACGGCCAAGCAGAGGUGCAUCGACAUCGCCGACUACAAAGAAAGCUUCAAUACUAUCAGCAACAUUGAAGAGAUUGCUUACAAUGCCAUUUCCUUCACCUGGGACAUCAACGACGAAGCGAAGGUGUUCAUCUCUGUGAACUGCUUAAGCACGGAUUUCUCUUCUCAGAAGGGCGUGAAGGGCUUACCACUCAACAUCCAGAUCGACACCUACAGCUAUAACAACCGCAGCAACAAGCCAGUCCACCGGGCCUACUGCCAGAUAAAGGUCUUCUGCGAUAAGGGCGCUGAGCGGAAAAUCAGGGACGAAGAGCGGAAGCAGAGCAAGAGAAAAGUUCCCGAUGUUAAGGUGCAGCUGCUUCCCUCACACAAACGGACGGACAUCACGGUUUUCAAGCCCUUCCUGGAUCUGGAAACCCAGCCUGUCCUCUUCAUUCCUGAUGUGCAUUUUACCAACCUGCAGCGGGGCAGUCACGUUCUUCCCAUCCCCCCUGAAGAACUGGAAGGUGAAGGGUCUGUCUUGAAAAGGGGGCCCUUUGGAACCGAUGAUGACUUCAUAGUUCCUCCACCUGCAAAGCUGACCCGGACAGAGGAACCCAAGAGAGUGCUGCUCUAUGUCCGAAAGGAGUCAGAAGAAGUCUUUGAUGCUCUGAUGCUCAAGACGCCAUCUUUGAAGGGCUUGAUGGAGGCAAUCUCAGACAAGUAUGACGUCCCCCAUGACAAGAUCGGGAAAAUAUUUAAGAAGUGCAAGAAAGGGAUCCUGGUGAACAUGGACGACAACAUUGUGAAACACUAUUCUAAUGAAGACACCUUCCAGCUGCAGAUUGAAGAAGCCGGCGGGUCCUACAAGCUCACCCUGACAGAGAUCUAAGGUGCGGGGCACUCAGCCCCCAGGUGUGGGAGUUCAGUGAAAUUGUCCCAUAGAACUUAGAGUUUGGCCAGCUGAGGAGCCCGGGCACCCACCCUGCCAACACCUUGAAUAUCAGGGAAGGAACCUUUCACGUGGGAGAUGGCGCUGCCUGUCACGUGCUGUGUUGGGGUUUCCCACGUGAUAGAAAUCCAUACGUUGUUGUUUGAAUUUCUGAUGUGCUUAGAAAGCAAAACGUGAGGACUUUGUACUGGAUAUAAGACUGUGGGAACCUUUGGGUUAUCUGCUACAUAACUUAGCAAAUCUCGGGAGAUCCACCUAUGUCCUGGAUAGCCGUGGGCCGCUGGCUGGCAAGUCAGGCAGGCAGUAGCCGGCCUUUGAGGAGUUUGCGCUCUUGCCUCACCACAGUCUAACUCCAGCUGCCUUGGGGAGUGGGCCCAGCCUUGAGUAAUAAAGGGUUGAGCCCUCUCCCUCCCCUCUCCUCCUCCGAUGUUUACUAAAUAGGGUGCAUCACUGGAACCUUUCUUGCAACUUCCUUGGACGUCUUGACUGCCUUUCUUAUGAAGAACUUCAGUGGGUGACCGUGCAGGGUUAGCUCAGUUCAAGCUGCGUUGUAUAUAAGUGCAAUAUCGUUCUGAAGGUCUGCCUGUAAAUGUGUACAUACAUGUCUGAUACAAAUAUAUAAUAUAUAAAGACGGUGUCUGUGUACAGAUAGUGAAGGCAAACAGGAAGAUCUACUUUGAAAACCCUCCCCAGAGACGAGGCUAUUUUGUAUAACGUGGACCAAGCAGGUAGAAUGCAUUUUCCCAAACACGAGCAAGUGUUCCCUAGCAUAGCAAAAAGCCAUCCUGGGUGGCAGAGCCACCUGCUCUGGAACAUGUCAUCAUCACGUGGGCUUCUGCAGCCUGAGUGGAACUGAGGGAGGACUCGGCUGCAGCCACUGUGUGGGAUGUGCAUGCAGGUGUCAGCAAGCUGUGCCCUGCGGAGUCACAGCCGUCAUCGAGAGCCAACGACACGUCCCAAAAUGGGCCUACUUCUGCGACUGCCACGUUUCAGAGCUUUCAAGCCUCGGCUACUGUGUGUGCUACCUAGAAAGCUCUCGUGGAUUUACGUUACCGUGGCAGGAGAAUGUUUUGUACACACUUAAAUAUUAAAAAAAAAAAAAAACUUUACAAUGUAAUUUUAUAACAAAUCCUGUAACAGAAAUACAAUUGCGGGUCUUUAGGUUCAGGGAACUAGAAUAGGUCAUUUGUAUGAGUAGGAUUGUUAGCUGAAUACUUAGGUAAAACUGUUCUAAUGAAGUAUGUGAGCAAAACAGCUGGUUUUCUAAGAUAUGGGAUACGGGUCACAUAACACUAUUUUAUAUUUUGUUUUAAUGAAAUCAAUUUUACUUGUUUUAAUUGUAUUGUUGAAUGUGUUUUAAACUAAAGGGAUUGAAUUUUGUAUAUCUAUUUCACAAGAUGUCGGCCCUCCUUCACGCCGUCCUUUUCCUUUGCCGUGACUAACCUGCAACUUGUUAUGUAGCCCAGACUGGCUUCCCACUCCGGGCUCUGCUUCCCAAGUGCCGAGAUUAAAGGCAUGCACCACCACAGCCCAGCAUUGUUUUUUUUUUUUAAGCUCAGGCUGCCUUUGAACUCAAACUUUCUGCCUCAGCAUCCCCAGCCCUGGGAUUACAUGCAUGCACCACCACGUACAAAACAUGCUUUUAAUGAACGGAUGCAAUUAAUGAAGCCAGCUCCCCUGGAAGAUUUCACCCUUAGGCCCAAAGGCCAGCCUGCGCCCACAGCCAGGGCUCCCUCCUCACUCAGCUCUGACUGAGGCUGAGUGAAAGCUGUCUAGGGAACAGGGAUUGCUAAGAGGGACCUGAGAGAAUGGCUCAGGGAAGGAUGGUUCCCAGGGGUCCACAGCCCCCACUUGGGAGGGCAUCACGGAGGAGGGCCGAGGGGGUCCCCACAUGUGGAGAAUUAGCUGCGCCUUGAGAGUGUGGAGAGGAUGCUCUUUGUUCAUUUCUGUGACUCCGUGUGCUGCAGGAUAGGAGUGUGUGACUGUCAUCCUGUUGGUGACAUCUGCAUGCCACCUGAGGUCACCAGCAGUGCAGCCGGGCUUUGCUCCCUGACCUCUGCCUCCUGGGGGUCAAACCUGGUGCUCAGAGGGGAUCCCGGCUUGUGCUCAGGUCUCCUCUGUCUUAAGCCUGUGACCCCUGGUUCUGAACUCCUGUAGCUACUACCCCCUUCAAAUCUCUGGACCAAAUACAAAUGUAGCAUCCUGAAAAAGGAAAGAAAACCCCGCCAGCUACCAGAAUGAACGUCACAGCUCUAUGAGAAGGUGACUGGAGGUUUAACCCCACCCCUGGCCCCUGGUCUUCUCUAAGAUAACCACUGAGAAGGUCCUAAGGCAGAGGAGUUUCUGAAGUGGGCUCUCUAGUGGAAUUAUCGACUCCACCACCGUCCUCCUAGUCAAGAAUGCUGGUGAAGGCAUCACCUGUGAACAGGGGCGUGUGAAUUUCACCACUGUGCACUCCUAGUGCUUCUAAACAAAGCUGCGGCUCUGACUGCAGGACUUCUAGAGAAUUUGAAAAGCCAAGAAAUCGAACGGUAUGUGUUUGGUCUCAAGGGACAAAAUGAUGGACAGAAAAGAUGUGUUCUGGGGUCCAGAGACCUAGUUCAGGCGCCAUGUCGACCCAGAGCUCCUAGGUCUGGGCUGGAAGGAACUAUUUCUCCUACAGCAACAGAGCCACUGGCUGGACAUCAGAUAGAUGGCCUCGUCCUGUGAUUGGGUUACAGCCAUGCAGGGUGUCUGUUAUUAAUGUAAGGAGAUUGGUUGCCUUGGGGACGCGGGACUCUGUGCUUUGGAAUGAGAACAUGUGAGAAGAUGGACUAAGCUGGAGAGAGGUGGCCUCCCCACCCACAGUGGUAUCUACCUGCCUUGAACAAAGUAUUCCGUGGUGGGAAUGGAGGUCAGGCGUCGGCUCAGUGGCAGCCUCCGACUCCCCAAGUCUGAUGUGACCAUGUCUGCUGUUGAGUGCCCAGUCAACCAUGAGCAGAGGCCGGCACUAAACCAUGCUCCAACACAUCUUCAGUCCUAGGAGGGACAGUGUUUGACUUCCUGGAGUAAACACUGGAUUUGCUUUGCCUGCCUUCCUUGCUUAACGGUCCUGCUAAAACUCCCACCUGCAGAGAGUGUCCUGUCCACUACCGCGACACUCCACACAGCAUUGCCUCUGAACAAAACACUCCCUGCAGCCAAAGAUGUCUUCCAGCGAGCCCGUGCUCAUAGAAUUCUCAGGUCUUUCCACGUUCCUCGCUGCUCCAAGGGCUAUCUUAAUAGAACUACGUGUGGACUGUCCCUUUGGUGACUUGGUCACAAGGCCACCUAGUCCUGAUGGGGCUAAGACACGGUUCCCCAGAAGGCUGCAUUUGCUCUGGAUCAGCGUGGGAGAGGUGCUGAGGUUUCAGCCGUCGCCGGACCCCUCCCAUCCAAGAGUCAAAAGGGGAAAUGGCCGUGGUACCACUGGGGCACAUGCAUCCCAGGAAAACUGCUUUCUGUCCGGUCAUGGUGGCACAUGCCUGUAAUCACAACACUCAGGAGGUGGGAGGGUCAGGAGUUGGUCAGCCUCAGCUGCAUGGAUAGUCAAGCCUGUGCUACAAGACCCUGUCUCAGAAAAGAGGAGGAGCUGGAGAGGCACUGAGCAGUUAGAGUGAGUAGCACUCUUCUGGAGGACCCAACUGCGGUUCCCAGCACCCACACUGGCAGCUUACAAACCCUUAUAAUCUGAGCUCCAAGGAAUCCCACACGCUCUUCUGGCCUCUGCAGGUGCUUACACUCAUACACACGUGCGCGCACACACAGACACACACACUUUUUUUUUUUUUCUCGAGACAGGGUUUCUCUGUGUAGCUUUGGAGCCUGCCCUGGAACUCACUUUGUAGCCCAGGCUGGCCUCGAACUCACAGAGAUCCACCUCCCUCUGCCUCCCGAGUGCUGGGAUUAAAGGAGUGCGCCAUCACCGCCCAGCAGAAUUUUUU